UUUUUUUUUGAGCCUUGGACCACAACCUCUAUUUAUAUGAAGCCCUUCUUAGCUCCAUUCCAUACACUACUGCAAGACCCUUCCUUCAUAGUUCUAUUCUAUCCCAAACUUUACAAAGAAGUUGAGUCCUCUCUCCCUCUCUCUCUCUCUCUGAAACGCAAGGGGAAAGUAACAAAAGGAGAAUAAGAUAUGAAGAACAGUGCAACCGUAAGAGACCCUAAGAGAAAGGUAUCAUGCAGAAAGCUUGGAGGUUAUCUUAAAGAACAGAAGGGAAAGCUAUACAUAAUCAGGAGAUGUGUAGUCAUGCUCCUUUGUUGGCAUGACUAAAAGCAACAUGUUGAAGGCCAUUGUUGAUGCCACAAGUUAAUUUGAAGCAAAGCCAUUGCUGUCACUUGCAGCCAAUCACACACACACUCUCUCUCAUUUUUUUGUUAAUUUUCUUUUUUACUGUUUGUGGGUGAUUGGUACAUCUCCCUUCGAAAUGUAUAUACUACAGAGACAUGUUAGCUAGGCCUAGGGGCAAUUCGUGCUUCACCAUGCUUUAUCUUGAUAUGAAUGUAAAAGAGCUUCAAUUUAAAUGUUCAAUUUCAAUUUUUCAGGAAA
Messenger RNA from Quercus robur (English oak), 603 nucleotides. Its product is annotated as small polypeptide DEVIL 3-like. Lineage: Eukaryota; Viridiplantae; Streptophyta; Magnoliopsida; Fagales; Fagaceae. Bases 190 to 327 code for a protein of 45 amino acids. Gene Ontology annotation, biological process: negative regulation of cell population proliferation. The transcript has a single exon. The record is from RefSeq and is a predicted model, not a curated record.